Racocetra persica is the source of this 290-nucleotide messenger RNA. The record is from the annotation of a GenBank genome assembly. Lineage: Eukaryota; Fungi; Glomeromycota; Glomeromycetes; Diversisporales; Gigasporaceae.
AAACACAUUUUGAAAUUAGUUUGUUAACAAAAGAUUUUGACCAACUUAAAGCUCUUUACCAACCCAAAAAAGAUUAUGAAAUCAAAAUGAAAAAAAUACUAGAAACAAAUGAACUUUUUUCUGAAAGCACAUAUCAUAUAGAAAAUGAAGAAAAAUUACAAUAUCCUGAUAAUCAAGUUCUUACUCCAUUACAAAUAAAAAAAUUUAAACUAAUAUUUUCUCAAAAUACUAUUGAGGAGAAGAAUGAUAAAAGAGAAAUUAAUAAAAAAUUAAUGGUUAUUUUAGAUUAG